GAACCUCUCUCUUCUCCGCCACCAACAAACGUCCACUCUCUCUCUAUACGCACGUACAUUAGAAUAGAGAUAUAGUGAGAAGGAACUCCUCGUGAAUAGAGAUGUACUCUCUCUCUCUCUCUCUAAAAAGUUCGAAUCGAAACCGAUAUUCGUGGCUGAAUCGUCGAACACAGUAGUGGACCGAGCAGCUCCGUCGUUCUCGCUUCCAGGUCCCCUCUCCGCCUCACCCACACCACAUGGUACACUAGGGUUUGAUUCACUGUUUUGAGAUCGAUCUGGUGUGGCCAUGGCUGGUACCGGCCACUUGAUCUCUGUUCAUCCCGAAGACCUCAAGUUCCAGUUUGAGCUGGAAAAACAAAGUUAUUGUGAUCUUAAAGUUGCAAACAACACAGAACAUUAUGUUGCCUUCAAGGUCAAAACUACUUCGCCAAAGAAAUACUUUGUACGACCAAACACUGGUGUCAUACAGCCAUGGGACUCGUCUGUCAUAAGAGUCACCCUUCAAGCUCAAAGAGAAUACCCUCCAGGUAUGCAAUGCAAGGAUAAAUUUCUUCUACAAAGCACAAUUGUGGCUCCAAAUUCUGAUGUUGAUGAGCUUCCUCAAGAUACUUUCAAUAAAGACAGUGGAAGAACAAUGGAGGAACGCAGGCUUAGGGUUGUCUAUCUUUCUCCUGAUGCAGCUGUUGGAAACUCGGAAGAUGAAGCAUCAAAGAGCUCCAAACAAAGUUUUGAUAACAGCUCCAUGCGCAGCUCCUCAAGCUCUGAUGAUAAUCAGGCUUUGCAGCGCCUCAAGGAAGAAAGGGAUACAGCUGUUCGACAAACACAACAACUGCAUCAAGAACUGGAAAUGCUGAAGAGACGAAACAGUCAGAAAAGUGACCCUGGCUUCUCCUUCACAUUUGCACUUUUCGUUGCACUCAUUGGAAUCAUGGUUGGCUUCCUUCUAAACCUUUCAUUGUCUUCACCAUCAACAGAAUAAUUUCACCUGCUUCACAGUUUUAGGAAACGAGUUUUCUAGUCUACUGUAUAAUUUCUUACGUUCACCAAGAGUGGAAUGCUUGCUUCUGUGUUCCUUUCCCUUUGUAAAUUGAGCAUUGUGUAGUUUUUGCUUGAUCAGUUGUUCAGAAUCAAUUUAUUGGACCAAUAUUUCAUUCGAAAUGCUAGAUUUUCCUUUGUCUAAUAAUCAAUAGCGUUUGUGUA
Molecule: messenger RNA, 1200 nt
Organism: Camellia sinensis
Lineage: Eukaryota; Viridiplantae; Streptophyta; Magnoliopsida; Ericales; Theaceae
Product: vesicle-associated protein 2-1
Biological process (GO): endoplasmic reticulum membrane organization
Cellular component (GO): plasma membrane; endoplasmic reticulum membrane
Source: RefSeq, a predicted model, not a curated record